CCGGUCCACGGAUCAGCUAUAUAAAACCAUGCAGGUUAACAAACAGUAGUUACACCACUUAUUCAUUCGUGUUAGCUGAGGGACCGUCAUGAUUUGGACAAUCAUUCUGCUACUCAACGGGAUACUGUUCUUUUAUUUCCUCUCUAAUAGGACGCGGUCCAAGAGAGAACCACCUUUGGACAAAGGAGUUAUCCCAUGGUUGGGGCAUGCGCUGGAUUUUGGAAAGGAUGCUGCGAAAUUUUUAACAAGAAUGAAACAGAAACAUGGAGACAUAUUUACGGUUCGUGUGGCUGGACGUUACGUUACCGUUUUACUGGAUCCCAAUUCCUAUGACACUGUAUUUCAGGACACAGCAUCUCUAGACUUUUCACGAUAUGCUCAGGUGCUGAUGGACCGGAUUUUUAAUUUGAGGCUUCCAAGUUACAAACCUGACACAGAGAAGGCUAUAAUGAGAAGACAUUUCCAGGGCGAGAGCCUGUUAUGCUUGAACCACGUCAUGGAAAAGCACCUGCGAACACUGCUAACAUUGGAGACAGAGGACCUAAACCAGUCUGACUGGAAACAAGACGGGCUCUUCCACUUCUGCUACAGCAUGAUGUUUAGGGCUGGAUAUCUCACACUCUUUGGUGGAGAACAGAACAACAAUUGCGCUGAUGCCGCCAACGUUUAUUCAGAGUACCACAAAUUUGAUGGCCUCUUGAUGAAGAUGGCUCGCAGCACUCUAAAGUCUGGGGAGAAGCAGACCACAGGCAUGGCGAAGCAGAGGUUGUGGGAGUUACUGGCACAGGCUGGAUUGAGGCAGGAGUCCAGUUUGUGGCUGCAGAAUUAUAGACAUCACUUGCAGGCAGAGGGCGCUGAUGAGGAGACACAGAGAAAGGCCAUGCUACUACAGCUUUGGGCCACACAGGGUAAUGUGGGCCCUGCUGCAUUCUGGCUCCUGGCCUUCCUGCUGACCCACUCAGAGGCCAUGAGGGCAGUGAGAAAGGAGUUUAAUAGUGUCACAGUGCCUGGAACCAAUACACUCAACCCCCAGGACCAGACACCUGUUUUUGACAGUGUGCUGGAAGAGACUCUCCGCCUGACCGCUGCCCCUUUCAUCACUCGGGAGGUCCUGCAGAACAAGACACUGUGCAUGGCAAAUGGACAAGAAUACGACCUGAGGAAGGGUGACCGUCUCUGUCUGUUCCCUUUCAUAAGUCCACAGAUGGAUCCAGAAAUACAUUUUGAACCUGAGAAAUUCAAGUAUGACAGGUUUCUUAAAGCAGAUGGAACAGCGAAAAAAGACUUCUUUAAAGGUGGGCGGAGACUGAAGUAUUAUACCAUGCCUUGGGGAGCAGGGACUAAUGCGUGUGUGGGAAAGCCAUUUGCCAUCCAGUCCAUCAGACAGUUUGUGUUUCUGGUUCUGUUCCAUCUGGACAUUGAGCUUCAUGACCGUGAAGCUCAGGUGCCUGAAGUGGAUGUCAGUCGCUAUGGUUUUGGAAUGCUACAGCCGAACAAGGAGCUUCAAAUACAAUACAAACGCAGAGACCAACCUUUUUUUCAAUAACAGUUCACCGGUACCAUUGACCCAGCUGACCUAUACAUAUUUAUUUAACAUUGUCUUUUUCAUAUAUAUAUAUAUAUAUAUAUAUAUAUAUAUAUAUAUAUAUAUAUAUGUAUAUAUGUAUAUAUGUAUAACUGUACAUAAUUGUGUAUAUAUUUCAAUACUUUGUAUUGUACUUGGAUUUUUUUUUUUGUAUAUUAUCAUUACCACAUUAUCAUUGAAAACUAGAGGAAAAACACCAUUAAUGAUGUUUUUAGCCAUUUUAAGGGGGUUUGAAGGAUUAUAACUACAGUAUAUUGUCUGGUUCUAACCAUACAUGCAGCAUAAAAGUUCGAUUACAGGCCACAGAGCUGAUGGUUCUAAUAUCUGUACUGCUUCACUACAGUCUGUCACUGUGCCCUUGUAGGCACUAAUCCUAAAGCUGUACUAAAUAAGAACAGGACAUGAGGAUUCCCUAUUUAGACUGGUUAGACCCUUGUUAUGAUGGUUCUUAAUUUAUUUAAACCUUUAUUAAAUGGUUUUAACUGAAACAAAACAAUAAAAUGUUUCUUACAAAGAAAAAAAGAAAGAUGAUUUAGUGAUUAAAGCAGCAUUUACUUUGGCCCUGACUACCGCAAAAUAUCAAGCAAUCGAAUACUGCCUUUGUUUCUCAUUUUUGUGGAUCCUGACUUAUAAUGUUCCAGAUUCUUGAUUAAAAGUGUUGUUUUUUCAUCA
Ictalurus punctatus (channel catfish) is the source of this 2257-nucleotide messenger RNA. Its product is annotated as prostacyclin synthase. Bases 89 to 1546 code for a protein of 485 amino acids. Gene Ontology annotation, molecular function: oxidoreductase activity, acting on paired donors, with incorporation or reduction of molecular oxygen; prostaglandin-I synthase activity; heme binding. Lineage: Eukaryota; Metazoa; Chordata; Actinopteri; Siluriformes; Ictaluridae. The transcript is spliced from 10 exons. Gene Ontology annotation, biological process: prostaglandin biosynthetic process. The record is from RefSeq and is a predicted model, not a curated record.